ACAAAACUACUGAACAACAUCGGAGCGGUGCAGCGGCUCUUGGCCUUUCAGUUACUUCGUCAGAGGCUUGUUGGGUUUUUCUAGAAGCCAGACAUUUAACUUAAAAGACAUUUCUGUCAAAAUGAACGUGGGUGUUGCACAUAGUGAAGUGAACCCCAAUACGAGGGUAAUGAACAGUCGAGGAAUCUGGCUGACGUAUGCGCUUGGUGUUGGCAUGCUUCAUAUUGUGUUACUCAGCAUUCCUUUCUUCAGUGUUCCAGUUGUGUGGACCUUAACAAACGUUAUACACAAUUUGGGGAUGUAUGUAUUUUUACAUGCAGUAAAAGGGACCCCAUUUGAAACACCAGAUCAGGGUAAAGCCAGAUUACUCACACACUGGGAGCAGCUGGAUUACGGAGUACAGUUUACUUCUUCACGGAAGUUCUUCACUAUCUCACCAAUAAUAUUGUAUUUUCUGGCAAGCUUCUACACAAAGUAUGACCCAGCACACUUUAUCAUAAAUACUGCCUCUCUUUUGAGUGUGCUGAUCCCUAAACUGCCACAACUCCAUGGAGUCCGGAUCUUUGGCAUCAACAAAUAUUAAACUGGGAUACCUCAAAGCUGCAGUCUUAUGAUCAAUUCUCCAACAAGCAAAUUGCUUUUUACGUGGUGAAAUGAAUUGGUAAUCUGCUGUACUUUGUACCCUGAUAGUGUGUACUAAUCAGUUUGUACAGUAAGUGUCCAAUUGCCACUUUCAUUGUUUAUAUACAUUUGGGAAAACCAUGUCAGGAUUGUGUAAGAGGAGAAUGCAAAGUACAUUUACUAACAUAAAUAAACUGUUUAACGUUGGUUUUCUUCAAAGAACUGGGCAGGCCCAGUUCCAGCACUUGAAGCAUUUUCAAUAAGCUUAGUGAGUAGUUUUGAUGCACGUCAUUCUGUAAAAAGAAUGGCACAACUGAAAGGAGGAGAGUACAUAAAGAUCCAUCAUUUAUACAGGUGUUCUGGCCAAAAAAAUAAGUCAACUGUAUUUUUCAGAUUAGCUGUACCUGUGAUUAAGGGCCUAUUCAAUUUCAGAUGAUGUAUUUUCCUAAUUGAAUGUGCUUUAUUAGGAUGUAACAAUGUUUAAACUGUUGAAGAAAAAAAAUAACCUUGUUUUGUAUGGUGUAUCAUUGGCAAAUUGAAUCAACUUGGAUAUGGGACUGACUCAUAAUCUGAAAGGAUUUUGCUUUUCUAUGUAACAUCAUAUGCAUCUUGUUAGAUAGUAUCAUAAUGUGUACGAUUUAAAGGUUUCAAUUCAAAAGGCGAAAGUAUAAAAUGGUAAGGAUUUAGUGAGUCUUGCAUAAGUAUUUAAGUUCAUGCAGAGGAACUAGUUUACAGAGACAUGUCUACAGUAUGAUUUAUGUACUGAAACGUCAUAUAGCUGUACUUGUAUAGGACAUGUUGUGGAUAAAUGUUUUUUGUUAUUGCUGAGACAGCUAGUCUGUCUCGGUCUCUGCUCAUCUGUGAUUCUUUUUAGCUUUUAAACAAACCAUUUACCUUUGACAAUAAAAAUAAUUUGUGUCCUA
Molecule: messenger RNA, 1544 nt
Organism: Polyodon spathula (Mississippi paddlefish)
Lineage: Eukaryota; Metazoa; Chordata; Actinopteri; Acipenseriformes; Polyodontidae
Gene: ormdl1
Product: ORMDL sphingolipid biosynthesis regulator 1
Exons: 4
Coding region: 122-583 (153 amino acids)
Biological process (GO): negative regulation of ceramide biosynthetic process; intracellular sphingolipid homeostasis; ceramide metabolic process
Cellular component (GO): endoplasmic reticulum membrane
Source: RefSeq, a predicted model, not a curated record